GGAGGGAAAGAAGGAAGGAAAAAGAAGGAAGAAGGGGACCAGGCGGCUCGGCCGCGGGGAUGGCGGCCCGCGGGCUGUCGGGGCUGGACGUGCGCAUCCCCUCCGUGGGGCCGGAGGCCCAGGGGCCCGACCGCAGCCUGGACAAAGGGCACAUGGUGUUCAGGGUGGAGAUCUUUUACAACGGGCGAAGACACACCAUCCAGCGCCGCUACAGCGAGUUCCACGCCCUGCACAAGCGGAUCAAGAAGCUGUGUAAAGUGCCUGACUUCCCUGUGAAGCGCGUGCCCAACUGGAGAAGUAAGGUUUUGGAACAGCGGCGGCAGGGGCUGGAGGCCUAUAUCCAGGGUGUCCUGUACCUCAACCAGGAGAUUCCCAAGGAGCUGCUGGAAUUCCUGAAGCUCCGCCACUUCCCGUCGGAUACCAAGGCCAGCAGCUUGGAUUCACUCGGUGAGUUCCUGCCCGGCAACGGCAGCUGCCGGCUCCAACAUCGGCCUGUGCUGAGCUUCAACAAGGACCCUUACGUAGAUGCUCCGUCUUCAGAGCCGCUUCCCAAUACAGUGGUGAAUGGCGUGCUGCAGGGCCUCUACGGCUUCAGUCAUUGCCCCGACGAGCCCCGGCGACUCUCCCCUGCCAUGCAGGGCCGUCGUCCCGCCCGGGACCGUGAGGAGCCCGGAGCCUGUGCCUGUUGCCGGUCGGAGAGGCUGCCGGCCUGACUCAGGAAUGGGCGCAACUAGUCGGGACGUAGACUCCACUAGCCCACGGUUGCCAGUUCCGGCUGGGAGCCGAGGCCGAGGGUGCUAACGGUCGGUGGUGGUUGAGCACAAGAAGUCCCCCGGACUCACUAAGAGGCUGGUUUGGGCAGAGCGGGGAGCUGGGGGCCGCCCACAAUAAGGGAGAAGGAGGGGACGGAGAGAAGACGAUGCCCGUGGGUGACCUUACGUCUGGGCAAGUGGGAUGGUGGUCACCGUCUCUCCCGCUGAGAUAGAAAAGGUGGCCAAAGAGAGAAACGUAUGGCGUUUUAAGUCCUGGGACUUUAAAGAGGGAUUGGAGGCCCUCCCAGAGGGUGUUCAAAGUGAGUAGGCGUUUUGGUCAG
Molecule: messenger RNA, 1093 nt
Organism: Tachyglossus aculeatus (Australian echidna)
Lineage: Eukaryota; Metazoa; Chordata; Mammalia; Monotremata; Tachyglossidae
Gene: SNX22
Product: sorting nexin 22
Exons: 7
Coding region: 60-713 (217 amino acids)
Molecular function (GO): phosphatidylinositol phosphate binding
Source: RefSeq, a predicted model, not a curated record